CCCUCUAAACACAACACAGCGUCAAUUUGUCAAAUACAUAGUACUGAGUUAAGCUAAGCCCAGCACCACUUUGCUCCACCUCUAAUCGACCUGGUCUCUGUUGUUUGAACUGAAGCUGGUCAUGAACUUGUAAAUGCAGAGCAUCAUGGCCAGCAGAGCCGAAGAUGAACAAAGGGAACCAAUAAAUGAACAAGCAGUUGCAAAUAAGUAUGCUUCUAUGAGGACUGAACUAAACCAAAUUUACUCAAAAAUCACUGAACUAGAGAUGGAAGUGAGUGAGCACUCAUUGGUCAUUAAUGCUAUCCAGCCGCUUGACCCAACAAGACGGUGCUUCCGGAUGAUUGGAGGUGUUCUGGUGGAGAGAACCAUCCAAGAAGUCCUACCUGCUGUCCAGCGCAAUAAAGAGGGGCUUGAGGAGGUUAUUGCUAGGCUCAAUGAGGCUUUGGAAAAGAAGAAAAAGGAAAUUUCUGACUUCGAGGCUAAAUACAAAAUUAGGAUAAGAAAGCCUGAUGGUGAGACCAAGGAUGAUGGUGGGCGGAAGGAAGGUUCUGCACAGGGAGUUCUCGUUGGCCCUGCUGGUGGAAGCGAAUGAUGGUCUUGUAUCUUUUGCCCCUUUAUAUUUUCAUAUUGUUAUGUAAAAUUUCUCUAGUUUUGAACUAGGUGUUGGAGACUUGGGUGUUUGGUUGAUCAGGAGGAUAGUAGACUUUUAAGAUUAUUGCUGAAUGUUUGUGUUUGUUACUUUUGUGUGAAGAGGAGGGCUUUUGGUGUUGUACUCGUGCAAGUGAGGCUGAGGUAAAAUUUUGAGCAUGAGUAAAGGUGUCUUCUAUAUUUGACUGCUAGACUUAAAAUCUAGGUCUGUAUUUAGGAUUAUCAAAUGUUUCUGAUCAUCAAGUCCCUCUUAAGGAUCUUGCUUGAAGUUGUGCUGUUAGACAUAUCAGAAUAUCCAAAGGCAGUGCUGUUUUUUGUUGUUGAA
This is a messenger RNA of Quercus lobata, 973 nucleotides long. It is a transcript of the gene PDF2, whose product is annotated as prefoldin 2. Gene Ontology annotation, cellular component: prefoldin complex. Gene Ontology annotation, biological process: protein folding. The coding region runs from base 134 to 592 and encodes 152 amino acids. The record is from RefSeq and is a predicted model, not a curated record. Lineage: Eukaryota; Viridiplantae; Streptophyta; Magnoliopsida; Fagales; Fagaceae. The transcript has 3 exons.